CUGCCGGAGCCCAGCUGACUCGGUCGGGCAGAGAGAGACGUGCAGCGACCAUGGCUCUCAAGUCUGUCACCAGCUUGACCGUCCCCUGCUCCCUGGCUUUUCAGGAUUGUUUUCACCCCUGUACGGGGGUGAGAAUCCAGGGCUCCGUGCCGGGCGGCAGCCAGAGGUUCGCUGUGAACUUCAGCUGUGGGGAGGAGCCCAACUGCAAUAUAGCCUUUCACUUCAACCCCCGCUUCGACCAGAACGCUGUGGUGUUCAAUAGCUUCCAGAACCACGGCUGGCAGUCUGAGCAGGUGAUGGCAGGGAACCCGUUCAAGCACGGGGCCUCCUUCCUGCUGGAGUUCCACAUCACUGACCAGCACUUUGAGGUUCUUGUGAACAAGGUGGUGCUCGGGCAAUUCAUUCACCGCAUCCCCCUGUGUGAAGUGAAGGUCCUGGAGAUCAAUCCCGAGGUGGAGAUUCAGAAGAUUGAGCUCUUCCUGACUCGGUCGGGCAGAGGGACACCCGCAGCGCCCAUGGCUCUCAAGUCCGUCACAGGGCUGACCACCCCCUGCGUCCUGGCUUUUGACUGUGGUUUUCAGGCUGGGAGGCACGUGAGAAUCCAGGGCUCUGUUCCUUGCGGCUCCCAGUGGUUCUCCGUGAACUUCUGCUGUUCGGAUGGGCCCAGCUGCGAUAUAGCUUUUCACUUCAACCCCCGCUUGGACCAGAACUGUGUGGUGUCCAACACCUUCCAGAACCACAGCUGGCAGUGUAACCAGACCAAGGAGGAGAACCCGUUCAAGCACGGGGCCUCCUUCCAGCUGGACAUCCACAUGACUGAAGAGCACUUUGAGGUUCUUGUGAACAACAACAUGUUCGAUCGGUACAGUCACCGCAUCCCCCUGUGUCAAGUGAAGAGCCUGGAGGUCCAGCCUAAGGUGGACAUCCACAAGAUUGAGUUCUUCUAGCUUGUCCCAGAACACAGAAACCCCCAGCAAUGGGGACCUCACAUUGGGGAUCCUGCCAGGACCUACUGAUAGAUGUGGAGAGCUGCCAAUAAAGUGGCCUCUGGGCUCUCCCCUA
Molecule: messenger RNA, 1062 nt
Organism: Alligator sinensis (Chinese alligator)
Lineage: Eukaryota; Metazoa; Chordata; Crocodylia; Alligatoridae
Product: galectin-4
Exons: 8
Coding region: 51-947 (298 amino acids)
Molecular function (GO): carbohydrate binding
Source: RefSeq, a predicted model, not a curated record